Molecule: messenger RNA, 1486 nt
Organism: Tigriopus californicus
Lineage: Eukaryota; Metazoa; Arthropoda; Copepoda; Harpacticoida; Harpacticidae
Gene: TfIIEalpha
Product: general transcription factor IIE subunit 1-like
Exons: 4
Coding region: 95-1411 (438 amino acids)
Biological process (GO): transcription open complex formation at RNA polymerase II promoter; transcription initiation at RNA polymerase II promoter
Cellular component (GO): transcription factor TFIIE complex
Source: RefSeq, a predicted model, not a curated record
UACAAACUUUGUUGUUGGUUAGACAGUCACUUGUCUUACUAUGCUAGACUACCUAAGCGUUUGAAAGUGCGAACAAAUCCAAGUAGUCCUCAAUAUGUCAGGUCCUUCUAAUGGGAAUGUGCCUCCCGGCUCCGGCUCCACGGGUAGUACCAGUACAGAAUCGCCGUUAAUGACGGAAGUGCCCUCUUCGUUGAAGCAAUUGGCACGUUUGGUGGUGAGAGGCUUCUACGGCAUGGAAGACGCCCUCAUCAUCGACAUGUUAGUGCGAUUCCCUUGCUUGAGAGAGGAGGACUUGGCCGAAUUGCUCAAAUUCGAUAAGAAGAUGCUUAGAGCCAAGAUCUCACUCCUCAGAGUUGAUAAAUUUGUUCAGACCAAACAAAGGAUCGAGACAGAUGAAGAGGGUAAAGUGGUCAAAAUGAAUUGCUAUUUCAUUAACUAUAAGGUGUUCGUGAAUAUCGUCAAGUACAAGUUGGAUCACAUGCAUAAAAAGAUGGAGACCUCGGAGCGCGACGCCACCAAUCGAUCCAGUUUUAUCUGCAAAAGAUGCACCAAAACAUUCACAGAUCUCGAGGCCGAUCGGCUUUUUGACCCUCAGACAUUCGGCAUGAGAUGCACGUAUUGUUCCGGCGAAGUGGAAGAGGAUGAAUCGGCCGGGCCCAAGAGUGAUUCCAGAUUACUCUUGGCCAAAUUCAAUGAACAGAUGGAAAAGCUCUACGACAUAUUAAAGGCCGUGGAGACAAUACGGCUGGCCCCCGUGGUGUUGGAGCCCGAGCCCGCAGAGAUCAACCAAAAGGGCAAAACGAAGAAUAACACUUCCAAUGCUCCGGCUGAUGGCGAAGGCAAAUGGUCUGGCGAGGCCAGUCGAGGUGGCGGGUUUCGAACCGAGGAUCAACACGUCAACAUUACGUUCGGCGACAACGCUCAAGAUAACCGCGAAGCCGCGAAGGAAGUCCCCAUCUGGAUCACCGAAUCCACCGUCAAUCGCGAUGAAGACACCCGAACCUCACUUCUGGGCAAUGUUCUGGAUGACGAUUCAAAUUCCAAUUUGCCGGGCGUCAGUUCCAAUCCGGGCGUGUCCGAAGAUCAAAGCGACGAGAUCACAUCAUUGUUGCUUCGUCAUGAGAAGCGGAACGCGCAACCCGCAUUUGUGCCUCCGGGCAGUGAUAGUGACAAGAGUGAUGAGAGUGAUUUUGAGGAUGUGUCUAAAUUGGAGCAAGCGGCCAAUCCCAAUAAUGAGGAAGUGGAGAUGAUGUCAGACGAGGAUGACGGCGAAUUGCCCACGGUGAGGAUAGGCAAUGAUGAGGUGACAGUGACGGAUGUGACUGAGGAACUCAUCGCCAAAAUGACCGCUGAAGAGAAGGAGAGAUACACCCAAGUGUUCCAGGAUUUCUAUUCUCAUAUGUACGAAUGAUUUCAAGAGAGUGAACGCAUUGAAGAAACUGAGAAAGAACAGUAAUCAAUAGAACGUAUUUUAUUUAUAUCUUGA